UCCGUGUGUCUGGAGGAAGCGGAGAGACCGGGAGAGAGAGAGACGGAGACCGGGACCGGGACCCCCUUCACCCCCCCAAACACGCGCUUUACAGGUUAAUGUGAACCAGCGCGCGCGCACACGCACACCGCAGCAUCACGGGAUAGCAGUGAACCGAGUGUGGUGAGAUGGAGGAUGGGAAACCGGUUUGGGCGCCCCACCCUAUAGAUGGGUUCCAGCUGGGCACCAUCGUGGACAUUGGAGCGGACAGCUUGACCAUCGAGCCCCUAAAGGAGAGAGGAAAGCCAUUUCUUGCUCCUGUUAACCAAGUGUUCCCUGCUGAGGAUGAUGUCAACAAGCAUGUGGAGGACAACUGCUCGUUGAUGUACCUGAAUGAAGCCACUCUUCUAAACAACGUCCGUGUGCGCUACAGUAAAGACAAAAUCUAUACUUAUGUGGCCAACAUCCUGAUAGCAGUGAACCCCUACUAUGACAUCCCCAAGCUCUACUCUUCCGACACCAUCAAGCAGUACCAAGGCCGCUCACUGGGCACGCUCCCUCCUCACGUCUAUGCAAUCGCUGAUAAGGCCUAUCGCGACAUGAAGGUACUAAAGAUGAGUCAGUCCAUCAUUGUCUCUGGGGAAUCAGGAGCAGGGAAGACUGAAAACACCAAGUUUGUACUCCGCUAUUUAACAACCUCCUAUGGAACUGGUCAGGACAUUGAUGAAAGAAUAGUUGAAGCGAAUCCUCUGCUGGAAGCAUUCGGGAACGCGAAAACUGUCCGGAACAACAACAGCAGCCGUUUUGGCAAGUUUGUGGAAAUUCACUUUAACACAAAGAAUGCAGUGGUAGGGGGCUUCGUGUCUCAUUACCUGCUGGAGAAAUCUCGAAUCUGCAGGCAGAGCCAGGAGGAGAGGAACUACCAUAUCUUCUACAGACUGUGUGCAGGAGCUUCUGAAGACAUCCGGGAACAAUUUCACCUCACCUCUCCAGACUCUUUCAGGUACCUGAACCGGGGAUGUACACGCUACUUUGCCACCAAGGACACGGACAAGCAGAUCCUGCAGAACCGCAAGAGUCCAGAGCACAUGAAAGCAGGUCCUCUAAAGGACCCUUUGCUGGACGAUCAGGGGGACUUCAACCGGAUGGUGGUGGCAAUGAAGAAGAUCGGGCUGGAUGAUGCAGAGAAGCUAAACCUGUUCAGGGUGGUGGCAGGAGUUCUUCACCUGGGAAACAUCGACUUUGAGGAGGCUGGCAGCACUUCAGGUGGCUGUAUCUUAAAGAAGCAGUCAAAUCCUGCUCUGGAGCACUGCGCCGAGCUGCUGGGUUUGGAUGAAGAGGAUCUGAGAGUCAGUCUCACCACCAGAGUCAUGCUCACAACAGCAGGGGGCACUAAAGGCACAGUCAUCAAGGUUCCUCUGAAAGUGGAGCAGGCGAAUAACGCUCGGGACGCUCUGGCCAAAGCUGUGUACAGUCGCCUCUUUGAUCAUGUGGUCACCAGGGUCAACCAGUGCUUCCCCUUCGACUCCUCAGCUAAUUUUAUUGGUGUGCUGGACAUCGCCGGCUUCGAGUAUUUUGAGCACAACAGUUUUGAACAGUUCUGCAUCAACUACUGUAAUGAGAAGCUCCAGCAGUUCUUCAAUGAGCGAAUUCUGAAAGAGGAGCAAGAACUGUACCAGAAAGAGGGUCUCGGAGUGAACGAAGUGAAAUACGUUGACAAUCAGGACUGCAUAGACCUGGUGGAGUCAAAACUAGUGGGCAUCUUGGACAUUCUGGAUGAAGAGAACCGUCUACCUCAACCCAGCGAUCAGCACUUUACUGAGACUGUCCACAACAAACACAAAAACCACUUCCGCUUGACUGUCCCCAGGAAGUCGAAGCUGGCGGUGCACAGGAAUGUGAGGGAUGAUGAAGGAUUUAUCGUCAGACAUUUUGCAGGAGCAGUUUGUUAUGAGACGGGUCAGUUUGUGGAGAAGAAUAACGAUGCUCUGCACAUGUCUCUGGAGAGUCUCGUGAGCGAGUCUAAAGAUCGGUUUAUACGAGAGCUUUUUGAAAACUCCAUCAACUCCAAAGAUGUCAAGCAGAAAGCUGGUAAACUCAGCUUCAUCAGUGUGGGCAACAAAUUUAAGACCCAGCUGAACAUCCUACUGGAAAAACUUCGCAGCACGGGUUCUAGUUUUAUCCGCUGUGUGAAGCCCAAUCUGAAGAUGGUCAGCCACCAGUUUGAAGGAGCUCAGAUUCUCUCCCAGCUCCAGUGCUCAGGGAUGGUAUCGGUCCUGGACUUGAUGCAGGGCGGUUUCCCUUCCCGAGCGCCCUUCCACGAGCUCUACAACAUGUACAAGCAGUACAUGCCCCCUAAGCUGACACGCCUGGAUCCUCGCCUCUUCUGCAAGGCUCUGUUCAAAGCUCUGGGCCUGAAUGAGCACGACUACAAGUUCGGCCUCACUCGAGUCUUUUUCAGACCAGGAAAGUUUGCAGAGUUUGAUCAGAUAAUGAAGUCUGAUCCGGAUCACCUGGCUGAGCUGGUCAAACGGGUCAAUAAGUGGCUGAUUCACAGCCGCUGGAAGAAGGUGCAGUGGUGUGCACUGUCUGUUAUCAAACUGAAGAAUAAGAUUCUGUACCGGACCAGUGCCUGCAUCAAAAUGCAGAAGACUGUACGCAUGUGGCUGUGCAAGCGGAAGCACAAACCACGCAUUGACGGCCUGGUGAAGGUGCGCAGUCUGAAAAAGCGGAUGGGGAAGUUUAACGAGGUUGUGUCCGGCCUCAAGGAAGCCAAACAAGAAAUGAGCAAACAGAUCCAGGAUCUGGACGCCUCCAUCGAUGCGCUCAUGUUCAAGAUCAAGAGCACCAUCAUGACCCGUAUCGAAAUCGAUCACGAGCACCAGGCGCUGGUGACCCGCUCGGAGCAGCUGCUGACCACCAUGCAGAAGCAGAAACAGCAGGAGGAGGAGCGAGAGAGACUGCGCCGCAUCCAGGAGGAGAUGGAGAAAGAGAGGAAGAGGAGAGAAGAGGACGAGAAGCGCCGCAAACAGGAGGAGGAGGAGAGACGCCUGAAAGCAGAGAUGGAGCUGAAGAGAAAGCAGGAGGAAGAGGAGAGGAAGAAGAGAGAAGAGGAGGAGAGGAGAUUGCAGGAGGAGAUGGAGCGGCAGUUGGAGGCGGAGCGAGAGGAGGAGGCAGCGCGGCAGGCGGUGCUUGAGCAGGAAAGGCGAGAUCGAGAGCUGGCUCUGCGAAUCGCUCAGAGUGAGGCGGAGCUUAUCCCGGAGGAACUGCCGGGAGAUGCACUCCGCAGUAAUGGCAGCGUCCCGUCAUCCCCCGAAAGAGUUAUUGUUGCUGCACCACAGAAGCUCAAGAGCUUGACCAUGGAAGAAAUGGCCAAGGAAAUGUCUGAGCUCUUGGCUAGGGGUCCACAGGUGCAAGCCACAAAGGCUGCGGCCAAUACCAAGAAGUACGAGCUCAGCAAGUGGAAGUACGCCGAACUCCGGGAUGCCAUCAACACAUCCUGUGACAUCGAGUUGUUGGCAGCCUGCAGGGAGGAGUUCCACCGCAGGCUGAAGGUCUACCACGCCUGGAAGUCCAAGAACAAGAAGCGCAACACUGAGACGGAGCAGAGAGCGCCCAAAUCAGUCACGGAUUUCGAUCUCCCCCAACAUGCGAGAAAAGAGCCCCAGCAGAAUGCACCUCCACCCAUCCCCACACGGCAGCAUGAGAUCCUGAUGAACCGGCAGCAAAGAUAUUUCCGUAUCCCCUUCAUCAGACCAGGAGAUCAGUACAAAGACCCCCAGAACAAGAAGAAGGGCUGGUGGUACGCCCAUUUCGACGGUCCCUGGAUUGCCCGGCAAAUGGAGCUACACCCAGAAAAACAGCCAAUAAUACUGGUGGCAGGUAAGGACGAUAUGGAGAUGUGUGAGCUGAGUCUAGAGGAGACUGGUUUGACCCGUAAGCGAGGAGCGGAGAUCCUGCCCCGGCAGUUUGAGGAAAUCUGGGAGCGCUGCGGAGGAAUCCAGUACCUGAGGACCGCCAUCGAGACCCGGCAGGCUCGACCCACCUACGCCACCGCCAUGCUCCAGAGCCUGCUGAAGUAGACCUGCACCGUUGAACACUGACACACACAAACACACACACACUCAUGUGACCAAUACUUACGGCACUGCCACACUAGAUGGGUUCUCGUAGACUUGCGUACGUGGACUCCUACUCCAGGUGUCUAGAUCAAAGGGAAGAAUGCAGUCGCUAGCGAAGUCCGCACUGAGAGAGCAGUAGGACUCACUUUACAUGUUUCUCAACUUGUCAGUGAACUUUUAUUUGUUUGUUUUUUUUUUAAUUGCUAGUCAUCAUUUGUGUUGGUCCUCAAUGUUUGAUUACCCUUUCCGAUUGUGUCUCGUCCUUAAAAUUCAUGUUCCUGUUGAUUUAAGCUGAAUCACGGCAUUGGCUAUUGUUUUGCAUUUGCAUUAGUUUGUCUUUGCAUAAUUUAGUUUUUUUUUUUUUUCGUUCCCCCACAGAACAUCUAUAACUCCAACUAAGAGGCCUUAAUAACUGUAAUAAUUACCAGGGUGAUUCUUUCUAAGCUGCCUCUCAAUGCAAUGUUUCAUUUUUUUGUAUAUUAUGCGAUAAAUAUUUCUAAACAAUAGCUGAUAAUUCAGGUUUUCCAGUAGGAAUGUCCAGAUUCAGAAGCACAUCAUUCGCAGACGUAACAUUCUAUAAGACUUCACUUUAUAUAGCAGUAAUGUUGUAAACCUACUUAAAUGAAAUUUUUAACCAUUCCGUUUUGAUACGACACUUGUGACUACUGAUAGCAUGGGGAUACACAACUGGAAAAGCAAACGGUUUCAGAUUUUUUGAAACCGUGAACAAUAUACAUAAUACAAUUACAAACAAUAUGAUAAAUAAUGUAGUUGUUUCUUUUUUUCUUGACUCUCUUUGUGCUAACAAUAUCGCUUUGUCACAUAUGGACAUUACCUUUGCACUGAGAAGCUGUCAAAAAAAAAAAAAAGUACAAGACAUCAUCUGCAGUUUAGAUUUAAACACACAAAAGAUGCACUAUAUUUUCUGAGCAACUUUUCUAAGACCUCCUAACCAUCUUGACUGUACCUAACGCUCGUCCAGCUACUACUGAAUGUAUAGAACAUUUUGAAAUGGCAUUUUUUCCUCUUGCGUAAAGAUAACAGUUAAAAUAUAAGGGUAUUUGGCGAGCCACUUUGUACUGUUCAGUUAAAACCCUCCUAGUUUUUCAUUGUAAUUAACUACAGCUUUAGCUACACCAGAAUCCUUACAGAGAUUUUCCUUAACCUUGGGAAACAAACACAACAAACAAACAAAAAAAAACAUUUUAAUGUGUGUGAAAUUAGAAAUUUCUUUGUCAGUAAAUCAAGGAUGAACUCUGGGUAUAGAAAUUUAUGCAAUACUUGAUUAACCAUGCAUAUAUAUGUAAUAUGUAUGUGUGUGUAAAAACUGUGUCGAAUUAUGUGUGGCUUGGUUGCUGUCGGACCAAAUAUGUAUGCUAGCAAAUAAGUGAAGACUCUUGGGGACGGGAGGGACAGAACUCUGUACAAAGCUGAAUAACAUCCUUUAGCUGCUGUGUGCAUGACCUCACCAACCGAAUAAACUUGUCGGUAUUCUUCC
Molecule: messenger RNA, 5598 nt
Organism: Astyanax mexicanus (Mexican tetra)
Lineage: Eukaryota; Metazoa; Chordata; Actinopteri; Characiformes; Acestrorhamphidae
Gene: myo6a
Product: myosin VIa
Exons: 36
Coding region: 168-4061 (1297 amino acids)
Biological process (GO): vesicle transport along actin filament; inner ear auditory receptor cell differentiation; endocytosis
Cellular component (GO): actin cytoskeleton; myosin complex; ruffle
Molecular function (GO): actin filament binding; ATP binding; microfilament motor activity
Source: RefSeq, a predicted model, not a curated record